UCUUAUGUUACGGCGGUGGGUUCUCUUAUAGGAACUUUGUGCUUUACAAACUGAUUGAACUUGUCAUUCUGUGAAAACAUAUUAUUAUUUAGAAAAAUAACGUAAAAAGGAACAGGACAUUCUGAAUUUUAAAGUAAAUUCCCAAUUCAAUUCAUUCCAAUCAACCCAAAAUGAAUAUAGAGAAAUACACACUGCAGUCAAUAAGGCAGGAUUUAAUUGACAACAAUCUACAGGCAAAGGCCAUCAUACAGGACAUUGUUACAUAUCGCGGCUCAAUACAAGAAUUGGAAGCCCUUAAUGAGGCUGGUCGUGCAAAAUUGGCUGCGUUGAGGAAAAACAUUGAUCGCCUAAAUGAUUGGGCUCGUGAUACCGGUGACCCGGCCUUGUCCAAAGAAGUCGACACCCAAAGAGAACAAUUCUCAAAAGUGCUGCAGGCAUUUCGUAAAGCAAAUGUGGCUACUAUGUUAGAAAUUGAAAAGGCAAAUCGUGAAGAACUUAUGGCCAUAACAGGCGAAACAGAUUUACGGCAACGUCACACCGCUGGAUCAGCGACACGUCAUAAUCGUGGCAGUUUGGUGUCACAAGAAAAUAAUGUAACUGAGAAAAUGCUGGCCAUAUCACGACAUCUUUCAGAGACAACACAAAAGAGUGCCAUUACAUUGGAAAAUUUGGUGGCAUCCUCACAAAAUGUGGAGGCGACACGGGAUGAACUAACAAAUACAGCCGGUACCAUUUCACAAUCUGGCAAACUAUUAAAGAAAUAUGGACGACGUGAAUGUACCGAUAAAAUGCUAUUGUUCUUUGCCUUUGCUUUCUUCUUAGCCUGUGUCUUUUACAUUAUCCACAAGAGAUUGUUCUAAACAUCUGUACCAAAUCUCUAAAGUCCAAAAUAUUCAACAAUGUCCCCACACUUUGCUAAGUAAAACAUCUUUCCCCUCUCUAUUGCCGUACGUUGAAUAUUGAACUGCUGAUGAAAGAUGAUUCGUUAUUAUGAUUUUAUUUAAUUAGUGUUACGGAAUGAAAUUUAAUGAUGACUGAUGUUAAAGGCUGGCCACACUCAGGGUUUAUUUUUCUCCCUUGUUAUCUUUCUCUAUUAAGCACAGAAAAAUAAUCCUAUCGUUCCAAGAAUGUUUUGUUUAGGGAAUUAAAAUUAGUGUAACAGAAAAUGCUAACUAAACAAUGUUCUAGUAUAUGUAUGCAUUUGUAUAUGUAGGUUAAUAAAAACGACAAAAAUUCACAAUGUAACUUAUAAAAAGCUUAAAUUUAGUUUAAAACUAAAAAUUAAAUAAAGAUCUAAAACUAUUUUAAAUUAUA
This is a messenger RNA of Musca domestica (house fly), 1314 nucleotides long. RefSeq names its product vesicle transport protein SEC20. Lineage: Eukaryota; Metazoa; Arthropoda; Insecta; Diptera; Muscidae. The transcript has 2 exons. The record is from RefSeq and is a predicted model, not a curated record. Gene Ontology annotation, cellular component: endoplasmic reticulum; SNARE complex. Gene Ontology annotation, molecular function: SNAP receptor activity. Bases 171 to 860 code for a protein of 229 amino acids. Gene Ontology annotation, biological process: retrograde vesicle-mediated transport, Golgi to endoplasmic reticulum.